Molecule: messenger RNA, 1128 nt
Organism: Ziziphus jujuba (common jujube)
Lineage: Eukaryota; Viridiplantae; Streptophyta; Magnoliopsida; Rosales; Rhamnaceae
Exons: 7
Coding region: 315-797 (160 amino acids)
Source: RefSeq, a predicted model, not a curated record
GUUACCGCAGCUUCUGCUUAUUCCCAUCUUCUUUCUUCUUCUUCAUCAUCAUCAUCAACGCAGAGACUGCUGCUCCAACCGCCGGUUCCCAAUCUCCGUUCCGAUCAUCAAUCUUUCAACCGAUUCCGGCAUCAACGGCGAAAAAUCCGGCGGAAGAUGUAUCUAUUUUCUUGAAAGCUUUUUAACACAUCUCAAGCAUUUGGGGGGAAAGAAGCGUCCAUUUGCCAGAAGUCCGAGAUAUUACCAUUUCGGUUCCGAGUUCUUCCAUUUCCGAGUCCUUGUAGCUGAAUAAAUCUCAAAUCUGAAUUUUGAAAAUGGGUGAGCAAGCGUUUUUUGAUAGAAUGAUCAACCAUCUCCGAGAAUCAUGCAAGUAUUAUACUGGUUACCCAAAGAAUCUUGGGCCAUCACGGGUUAUUCAUUUUACAUCAGAACGUGAGUUUGUCCAACUUCUUCAUGAAGGCUAUCCUAUAGUUGUUGCAUUUACCAUAAGGUGUAAUCUCACUACACAUCUUGAUAGAGUGAUAGAGGAAGCAGCAGCUGAGUUUUACCCUCACGUGAAGUUUAUGCGUGUUGAAUGUCCAAAAUAUCCUGGUUUCUGUAUUUCGCGGCAAAAGAAGGAGUAUCCAUUUGUUGAAAUUUUUCAUAGUCCGGAACAAGCAUCCAACCAAGGAAGGCUUGCUGAUUCAAAUGUAACAAAGUACUCGGUCAGGGUUCUACCUUUCAAUUAUGACCUUAGUGCAUAUGGAUUUAGAGAAUUUUUCAAGCGCCAUAACAUAAGGUCAUCAGAUCCAAAGUAAAUAAGGUGAAGGACAAAGUUCCAGUUGCCGUAUAUUUUUACUUAGGUGAGGUUCAGGGAAUGAUUCCCAACCCAGAAUCAGUGGAGAAUUUCCGGUCCACUUUGUUGCCAGGUUACCAGAUCAUAGGCAUUUUUAUUUAUGUUGAUUAGCUCACAGCUCAUAAACCAUGUAAAAAAUCCUGCCGUAUUUGUAGUCUGCUUUUCAUAUCUAGAACUGGAAUCAAAGUUAAAAAUGAUUUUGUUUUGUUUGGAAAACUUGUAUUAUUUGUCUGUUUUUGAUUUCUAGUUUUCUAUCAUAUUUUUUUCCUUGAAAAGAAAAGCUAUAUGUCAAA